UGUGUUUGUUGUAGCACUGGUUUUAUUAAGCACUGGUAUGCCCUGUGCUCUAACUCUCUAUACUACUACUGCUGCUGCUGUUGACUGUCUAUGUCUGUAUGUAUGUAUGUAUAGACAGUGCUGUCAGUGUUGCUGUGAAUGGUUGUGCCCUAAACACCAUUUCAUAUGUUGAAUGAAUGACUGAAUGAAUAGGUGAACACCAAAAAUAUAUAUUAAAUAUAAAAGAGAGACAAACAUGGAGUACAUGACUCUCAAUGGAUGACUACAAGUGAUUAUUAUUAUCAUUAUUAUUAUUGUCGUCGACUACCAGUGCUUAUCAUAUCAACAUCUGACCAGUGCUUUGGAUGACACUGACAGCCAAUUGUGACAGUGUGUCUCAGACCAGUGACAAGUGAUUUUUAAAAGACUCCCGUUUGGCCAUUGGGCCACUGACCAUCAUCAUCAUCACCAUCAAAGACAUGGUGUAUUGUUGACUUGAUUUUUAAUGAUUGACUAACAACAACCCCCAACCCAACAAAAUCUGUAGUUAGGAGGACUGUGUGGUUGACCACCACUACGGAUGACAUGAUUGUACAGACAGUCUUUGUUUGUAUAAUUGUCGCCACAAUCAGCGGCAGUGCCGCCGGUGCCCGACUGCCGGACAUCUAUUGGAAUUCAUCUAAUCCUAUAUUCCGUAUCGAUAACACGGAUCACAUAAUCGAUGUGAACCGGGGGAACGUUGCCUAUGAGUACGACCAGGUAAACGUUGUCUGUCCUAUCUAUACGAAAGGCACCAAAGAGGAGGACAUCGAGACGUUCAUCAUAUAUAAUGUAUCUAAAGAGGAAUACGACACGUGCACUGUCAGCAAUUAUGCUACGGCGCGCACCAUUGCCGUCUGUGAUAAACCGUUUCUCAAUCGAUAUUAUACGGUAACGUUUAGGCCAUUUACGCCCCAACCUGGCGGCCUGGAGUUCCGACCCGGUCAGGACUACUAUUUUGUAUCGUUGUCGACCACACCCCGGUCGGGGCCGGGAAAAUGUCAGACACAUCACAUGAAAGUGGUGUUCAAAGUGUGCUGCAAGAGUAAGCCAUCGUCGAAUCAUCCGCAAUCGGCCUACUCUACGGCCCGUCCGCCAAAUAAUAAUAACAACCGCCAGUCCUUUGAUAGUACCGGUAAUUCCUCGUCAAAGGGCGUGCCAGAGGUCAGCCAAACUGAGUUGAAAACCAAAAUUGUAACAAAUAAUAAUAGCGGUAACGGAGCACAAACUAUUGAUACAUUUACACGAAUUAAUGAAAACCCACUGUCCGUUAAUCGGCCACUUAUUUUCAAUAAUAAUAAUGAGAAACCAACUCUUAUUAGCUCUAAUAUUGAUAAAACAGUUAUAAUCACAAAUGAUAACAAUUGGGAAGAUAACAACAACAACAAUCCCCGACAAUACUACUCGUCCACACCUGAAUCCAAACGUAUCAACAGUGGAUCAGAUAUUGAUUCAAUCAAUACUAAUAAACAAAAUACAAUUAAUACAGUUAACAAUAAUAAUAAUUUUAUUACGAAUAAUGUUAAUAAUAAUGAAAAUACUAAUAAUAAUGAAAAUCUAAACAGUGAUAAUAUUAUAAUGCAUGAAAACAGUGACAAAUUGGUUGACAUGAAUAUAGAUCACUGUCCGCCGGCACUAUCCCGACACUUGUCCUGGAACUGGACUCUUGUGGGUCAAUCUGUUAACCAGUCCUGUCCGGGCGGUUCGCAGGGUUUAGCCCGCUGGUCGUGUUCGUACUCUAACGGCAAGCCUUUCUGGACACCGCUGAAGCCUGAUUUGUCUGACUGUUCCUCAUUAUGGGUCUCCCAUUUGGAGCAUCGCCUUAAUCUAAAAACUGAACCGAUUGUCUCAUUAGCUGAUGAAUUGGCUAAAGGUUGUCGAGAGAAGACAUUGUUUGGUGGAGACCUCUUCAGAACCACUAAUAUUAUCAAUCAUUUGGUGCUGAGGACGGAAAAAGUACAGUACGAGACACACGACGACCAACAGAGAAAACAUGUCAUCAGAGAAAUGCUAAAUUCUAUUCAAGACAUUGUCAGCAAUCUCUUGGAAGAUAAACAAUUGGAAGCGUGGAGUGACUUAUCUUCUGAAUACCAGAAGUCAAUCAUAACAACUCAGAUCAAUGCAUUGGAAAGGUUGGCCUUAAUGUUAGCUGAAAUCAAAACACAAACCAAUGACUUUCGUAGAGCCCAUCAAAAUAUAUUUUUAUCGAUACACAUACGUUCCGUACAAUCACUCAACAAUGGUCUACAUUUACCAGCAAUAGUGGAUACCAUCGAUAAUCAGCCAAACGGUGUUACACUUCAUUCAAACAACAUUUAUCUCUCACCGCAAACAUUGAAAGACCAAUCGUCGGCUUUCGGUGUCGUGAAAGUGAUUUUUGUUAUGUAUAAAAAGUUAGGCCAUCUCUUAAAGCCUAAGACUGAAAACACAGUUAUGUUGGCCACUGAUGGUGGACUACAAUCACUUAAUGUUAGUCGAAUCAUCAAUUCGGAUGUGUUUGGUAUACAUCUAAAUACUGUGAGAUAUACAUUAUUAAGUAAACCAAUUGAGUUUACAUUAAGACAUUUGUUCACCGAAAACGUGACAAACGCCAAGUGUGUCUAUUGGGAUAUCAAUCGCCGAGACUGGUCUGACCAGCGGUGCCAUACAAUGGGCUCUAAUCGCACGCAUACCUCUUGUAAAUGUUAUCAUUUAACCAAUUUUGCCAUUUUAAUGGAGUUAAAUAGUAAUGAGCAAUUAACGGAUAGUGAACCGCUAUUUCGUGUCAUAGCUGUCAUCAGUUUCUCCAUAUUAAUCAUAGUCAUAGCCAUCGGUUUCAUAACAUUAGUAUCAUUCAGGCAUAAAUGACACCUGGGCUCGAAUAGUACGUAUAUCUAGAAAUU
Molecule: messenger RNA, 2900 nt
Organism: Oppia nitens
Lineage: Eukaryota; Metazoa; Arthropoda; Arachnida; Sarcoptiformes; Oppiidae
Product: latrophilin Cirl-like
Exons: 8
Coding region: 565-2865 (766 amino acids)
Biological process (GO): ephrin receptor signaling pathway; axon guidance
Cellular component (GO): plasma membrane
Molecular function (GO): G protein-coupled receptor activity; ephrin receptor binding
Source: RefSeq, a predicted model, not a curated record